Molecule: messenger RNA, 4219 nt
Organism: Meira miltonrushii
Lineage: Eukaryota; Fungi; Basidiomycota; Exobasidiomycetes; Exobasidiales; Brachybasidiaceae
Exons: 1
Coding region: 138-4094 (1318 amino acids)
Cellular component (GO): endoplasmic reticulum membrane
Molecular function (GO): zinc ion binding
Source: RefSeq, a predicted model, not a curated record
GCGUCCGGGCAUUGGUUUUGUUUUGGCGGAGUGAUGACUAUUCAUAUUAUCACAACGCCCGGUGCCUUUCAUCUCUCUCUCUCUUACAUGAUCACAUCCUCAACACAACAAAAGGCAACGAUAAAGGUCGGGAAAAGAUGGAUGAAGGAGAUACAUGUAGAAUCUGCAGAACGGGAGCAGAAGAGGAUACACCCCUCUAUCAUCCCUGUAAAUGUAGCGGCUCGAUUGCAAAAGUACAUCAAGAUUGUCUAAUAGAGUGGCUACAGCAUAGCAAAAAGAAAUCAUGCGAAUUAUGUCAUACUGAACUUCGAUUUCACAAGGUAUACUCACCUUCUAUGCCAGUCAAAUUACCACUAUAUCUCUAUAUCCGUAGAUUGAUAUUGAAAAUCUUACAAGCUUUUCGAUUCGCUUUACGAGCUGUAUUCGUUGGAACAGCAUGGUUAGCCUUGCUUCCAUUGGGCAAUCUAUACAUUUGGCGAUUACACUUCUUCACAGUUGACGCGCUGGUCUGGGGAAUCACUGGUAAUGAUGUACCAACGCCUCAAGUCCGUCUUAAUGCAUCAAUGACCGCCAACGAUUCAUCGUCUCUUGCAACUUCAGUCUUCUCAGCAGCGAAUGCCACAUUGACUGCUAUCAGUAGCAAUGCAGACAGCCAACAACAUUCGCCAGAUACGAUUCGGAUACCUUUCCCUCUUUUAUUUCUGGAUAAGCUGAUCAUGCGAACGCUCAAUCAUGCUGAUUAUCGUCGCAUUCUCGAUACGUUAGCACACGACACUUUUGAAGGACAGAUAUUAACAUGCGCUGUCGUGGUUCUUUUUGUCGCUUUAUUUCUUCUCAGAGAAUGGUGUUUGCAAAAUAUGCCACAACAAGUCGAUGGUCUUCAAUUCGAUCCCAAUCCUCCCCAAGCGCCUGUCAAUCGACCAGCUAUUGCAGAAGCUCCUGCUUUCCCAGCCAACCGACCUGAAGAUGUUCGACCUAUCGCAGCAUUCAAUCAGCAACCUGCCCCGUUAGCCGGGAAUCCUUUCCAAGAUGUUGUCGUACCUCAAGAGCAUCUUAGGGAAGGUAACGGACAUCGUGAGCAAGAGGACGAUUCUGAUGUAUCAGACAAUAAUGCGGCUACAGCAGGCUCCGAUGAUAACUCGAUAGACGAAAAUCGAGAGGAGAGGCAUGAGGCACGAGAGCAAAGAGCACCGAACUUUGAAGCUCAGCUUGAUCAUUUCCUCAAUGGUCUCAAUAAUGAGGAAGACGAAGAUCAUCAAAACAACAAUGAAGCCGAACAAAUAGACAGACGCAUUCAACAGUUAUUCAGACCUGCAGAGGACCGCAAUGAGAACAUAAAUCAAGCAGAGGUACAAGCUCGCGAACCACAAAUCAGACCUCCACCAAUCGUGAUGGGAAAUCAAAAUUUGGCAAACCCUGCACCAAACAUCGAUGCUGCUGAUUGGGAAGACGAGGGCGAAAACGGAGAGAGAUUAGAAGAUGACUUAGAAGGAAUGAUGGAAGCAAUUGGUAUGAGAGGUCCUCUAAUCAAUUUGAUCACGAAUAUGACGAUGAUGUUUGUUCUUUGUAGCUUCAUCUUGACAGUUUUCGUUGCUCUACCGUAUGGCAUUGGUCGCACGAUCGGCGUUGGUCACAAUAUGGCUAAACUGGUAACUUUACCUGUUCGUUUGUUACGUCUCUUAACCGAUCCCCUCGUUGACUGGAUGGUAGAUUACUGCAAGUCAAUUUUUGUUUCGCUUUACGGCGCUCAAAAGAGUCAAUCGGCAGGGCCAGCGUUAGUGAGGGGAGCUCCUUCGAUAUUGCGAAAGUGGUGGAGCGGAUCUGGAAAUUCAGCAGCCGUAGUACUAUCUGUGAAGGAUGCAAGUGGAAUGACAGGGCCAGGUCAAGCUCUUAAGACGACACUUUUUGCUCUAGGAGGCAAUGUACUCCAAUCGUCAAGGCAAGUAUACUCAGAAUUAGAUGCAAAGACAUAUGCUAGAACAAGCUCUGAUCGAGCAUUCUGUAUCGGUCUUGGACACUUCUACUGGCUGAUAGGAUUGGCAAUUCAAAACAGAUUAUCCGAUGUGUAUAUCCGAUGGAAUCUAAGAGCUUUGAAGACAUUUGUCGAUCAACAAAUCGUCGUUCUCAAGGUGCUGGGAUUCAUCGUUCUCGAAUUGGUCGUUUUCCCGUUGUGUUGUGGUAUUUUGACGGAUUUAUCUCUGCACCCGUUGUGGGAAGGUGUUACCAUUCAUUCCCGUAUUGCUCUCAUUCAAAGCAAGCCUUUCAGCGUAUGUUUUACGCUUUGGUCUUUGGGAACUUUGUACAUGUUUGCAUUGGCUCAAUUUGUGGCCCAUACUCGUAGUAUUGUGCGGCCAGGUGUAUUAUGCUUCGUUCGUGAUGCGGGCGAUCCAAACUUUCAUCCGAUUAAAGACAUUCUCGAACGUCGAUCUCUGGAACAACUACGCAAGAUUGGAAUUAGUGGCAUAAUUUACAGCAGUAUUUUAGCCGUCACUUUGGGCUUAUGCACUCGAAUUGUUGCUUGGACGACGUAUGGUAUCCUGCCAUUGAAUUGGAACGUUCAUCAAACGUUUAGCAGCGUUGGCUUUGAGUUGGUAGGAAUUGCUGUUCUUUUACCUGUUGCUGCGAAAGCAUGGUUCCCUGGACAUUGGCUCAAACGUGCAGCAAAAAGGUGGUGGAGAUCAACUGCUCAUGCUUUGAGCAUAUCGUCGUAUCUGAUCGGCGGUCGUUACCCGAAUGAAGAAGUGCCCACCAAUUCUUGGGACUCCCUUAAAGGUUGGUUAUUGGAUCAUUUGCGAUCGAUUGGUGUCGUUGCUGAGCAAGAUCAAUUAACAGAUGAGAAUGAAGUCACUACGAAAGGAUCCAUUGCUUGGGGAGGAUAUGGACGUGUGCCAGCAGAUGAUCAUGCUAUCAUGUCAUCACCACUAGUGAUUAGGACUGAUGCAAGUGGGCAACCGAUCGAAGCCAGAGGAAAGGAAGCAAUGAAGGCACAAGUUGAAGCUAUCGAAAAAGUGACGACAAAGAAGCCCCAGUAUACCGUUGUUCACCUACCUGACCAAUUCAGAGCUAGGAUCAUUACCCUUUUUGUUGCCAUUUGGCUGACAUUGUGCACUAUUCUACUCACAAUCUUUUUGCCGCCUUUGCUAAUCGGAAGAUCAACGAUUCAAGUGAUCAAAUGGCAAGGUUCAAGAAAUGUAACAUUAGCACAACAGCACAAUGCGCCAAUGCAUGAUGGUCUUGCAUGGUUCGUCGGCUGUUGUGUUUUCGGUAUCUCCCAUACGGUUGGAUCGAAGUUGCAGCGGAUGUACCUUAAAAUGCGAACAAGUAGUAACGCAACUCGAAGAUUUGGCAAGCAUGUCCGUCGAUUCCUUCAACGAUGCGCUCUUAUCUUUUUGUUUGGAAUUGUGACGAGCACUUCUUUGGGUAUACUUGUGGAAAUGUAUGUCAACGGCUUAACACGGAUAUUUACCGGAUCAGCUCGUAUGCCAGACAUUUCUCUCUUUCAUGUUUGGUCUAUGGGUUUGAUGGAACAACAUCUAGCCUAUGAGGUCGUUCGCAUACGUAGAGGACGUACAUUUAGACCUGAUUGGGAAAACGCAAGUAUGCGAUCACUUUCUAAUCAUACUUUAGGUCCUAUGUACGCUUUGCUUGAUGUACAAAAUGGUGGAUGGCGAAAACCAAAGCUUAUGACGAUGAUCAAGAAAGCUUUCUUACCUGCAAUCAGUAUUCAUGCUCUAGCAAUCGGAGUACCGAUUUUUGCAUGUCAUUUGAUUGCAAAGUUCAAUAAAGACGCAGCGGAAGAAUUACGAGCAGCGAACAUAUCUAUCAUUUAUGCCAUUUGUCUAUCUUAUGGUACCGUCAGCUUACUAUUGCAAAAUAUUACCAACCUUAUGAAUAGUUGGACGGACAUCUUGAAAGAUGAACAUUUUUUGAUUUCUACUGAAUUGAAAAAUUAUCAAGCAAACCUUUCUAGCGAGAAUGCAUCAGGAGAUCAAAGCAACGGACAAGCAACUGAACCAGCAAACGCUCUUCCAGACAGAGGUGAUGCUCGUUUGAAUGCUGAAGGACCUAUUCCUGAAGCUUUAUUACGUCCAUAAAACAAUAGAAAACAGAAAAAGUCAUUUGAACAGCAUCAUGCACAACAACACUCAUUGUAUUAUUAUUUUUCUCAAUCAUCUUGUGAUCUCUUUUGUACCAUACCCAAAAAAGCAGAGAAUAUGAC